Cydia pomonella (codling moth) is the source of this 1402-nucleotide messenger RNA. It is a transcript of the gene Pfdn2, whose product is annotated as prefoldin subunit 2. Gene Ontology annotation, biological process: protein folding. Gene Ontology annotation, molecular function: protein folding chaperone. The transcript is spliced from 3 exons. The record is from RefSeq and is a predicted model, not a curated record. Gene Ontology annotation, cellular component: prefoldin complex; cytoplasm. Bases 131 to 562 code for a protein of 143 amino acids. Lineage: Eukaryota; Metazoa; Arthropoda; Insecta; Lepidoptera; Tortricidae.
CCAUGACAAUUCUUUGUUUGACGUUUAUUAAUAGCUCUAACCUCAAAAAUAUUGAAAUACUGAUCCAGAGGUUUAUUCGCAAGAAGUUAUUACAUUUGUUAUAAAUUAAUCUAUUAUUUAAGAUUAUAAUAUGGCAAAACCAGCAAAUAAGGCAGGGAAGAAGUCGAGCGAGGAGGUGUUCGCCGGUUUCCAAACCCUGCGCGCCGAGCAACGGCAGCUCGCCAACAAGAUCUCCGAGCUGGAAAUGGACUUAAACGAGCACAAGAUUGUGGUGGAGACGCUGAAGGGUGUGGAAGCUGACAGGCGCUGCUUCCGCAUGGUGGGCGGGGUGCUGCUGGAGCGCACGGCGGGCUCCGCGCUUGCCGAGCUCGAGGCCAAUCUGCAGCGCCUACCGCAGGCUCUCACUGCGCUCAAUGAGCAACUUGCUAACAAGGGCCAGGAAAUCAAUGCUUAUAUCGAGACCCACGACAUCCGCCUGCAGCGGGGCGCCACUACUGCACCUGCGCCUGUGCCCGAAGCCCCUUCCUCGCAGCAGAACAAUGUGCUGGUUGCCAGCGGCUGAGCAUCCUCCGACACAGUGCUUGCUUCUUCACUUUCUGUGUAACAAAAGUUACUCAGACUGCAAAGACUGUUUAAAAUGUUUAAAUACUUGAUGUGGUAAAUCUGCUCAUUGCCAUUUUCAGGCACUCGGCCACAAAUUAACAAGAUUCAGAUUUCUUACUAAUAAUUGUGUGUAUCCUUGAGUGGGCCAAACAUCAAUCCAUCUAAUUUGUGUAGGUUGUAAAUUUGUAAAAGCUCAUAAAAUAUUUACCUACAUUUUUUAUUGAACAGUGUCUUCUUUUAAAUGUUACUUCAGAAACUGAAAUACAUUUUUAAUUACAUAUUAUAUAAUGUGUCUCUACUCUCUGGACAUUGACCGAGAUCCCAAGUAGAGUUCCUUCUCAGGAAUGUUCUAAUAUGGUAAAUUAUUUAAUUAGAUAAACAUUAAAUAAAUAUAUUGUUAAAGUUAAAUUAAUUCAAAUAAAUCAUCAAUAAAUAGAAGCAUACUUAGUCAUUCACAAUGGCGAUAAGAUUAAAGUGCCACUAGUGACAUGACAUACUCUUUAAUUACCGUGUAUCUACAUACAGGCUGUUCCCAAGUAUUCAAUAAUAAAUCAUUUAUUUCUCCGUUAAUACUGUAUAUCGGUUAGGUACUUUGUACAUAGGUUAGAAGUACCCUAAUAGACACAUCCUAUUCAUCUAUGUGCAGAGCGUAGAGACACGUUGUAUAAUAAGUAUGUUCUUUUGGUUUAAAAUAAACAAACUAGGUAUUCAAAUUUAUUGUGCUUGGAAAGUAAAUAUCUAUUUAAAUUUGAUUUAUUUAGGUUUAAGUUGUAUGUAUUCAAUAUAUUUUAUAAAUGUA